AUGUCCAUUAUUAUACCACAUUGGUUAAGAGCAGCAUUAAUCGGUGCUGCACCGAUGCUUGGUCUUGUAUUUUUAAUAUUAUUCACAUUUACACUAUUAGGUAUCGUACAACGUCUUAAAAUAAUUCUACAAAGAGCAUGUAUGAAUUCUAAAAAACCAAAAUUACGAACACCAACUAUAAAUGCAAAUAAAAAUAUUACCGUUCUAUUAACAAAUGAGGAAACAAAUAAUGUUCAAACAGUUAUUAGUAAUGAUAAUGAAAAUAAUCAAGAAGAAUAUCAACAACAAUUAUUGCUUAACAAACAAUCAAAUCCAAUUGUUCAUGAUCAUUUAGAUUCUAUAUUAAUGAUUGAUAUGGAUACAUCAUCACCAAAAUUAUCUCAAAAAAAUAUAAACCAAGAUGAUACAUCAUCAAUUAUUCAAUUGAAAAUACGUUCAUCAAAAAGUGAAGGAAAAUUAAACGAAAGUAUGUAUAUUGUAUACUUGAAAUAA
Messenger RNA from Didymodactylos carnosus, 492 nucleotides. NCBI's taxonomy places the organism in Eukaryota, Metazoa, Rotifera, Eurotatoria, Philodinida, Philodinidae. The record is from the annotation of a GenBank genome assembly.